CCUGAUGCCAUCACGGACAGAGCUUUUCUUGAUCUAGAACUAGGAAAUCAUUAAAAUACGUUUUUGCCUUUUCACUCUCUCCGUUGGUUAAAAUUUUUCAAACUUGCACAAUCUUUUGAGUAAUUCGUGUUGUAGAAACUAAUACUUUUGAAGCUGACACCUGGCAUACUUUAGUUCAGCACUGUUGCUUUGAGACUUAUUCCCGGCGUGUGCAAAGAUAACAUAAUAACAAAUAUCGCAUAUAGGGACUUUUACCCAUAGUAAAGUUUUUGUAACCAAAAAUAUCUUUAAACUUUUUUAAUAUGUCUGUAGUUGUUUUUGCUUGGUUUGUAACUACGUUUUUGGUGGUUUGGUAGAUUAACUGUAUUAUUACACUGUUAAUGCUUUUACUUGUGAUUGACUUGUAGUUUUUAAGAUAGCUAUAAAAAAUGAACUCUGGCUUUUCCGUCAUGAUGUAUUAUUAUUCAUCUUUGUGGUAACAAGAGUGAUGAAAAUGUAGGCUUUGGGCAGGUUUAGGCUUGUUAAAUUACAGUUUCUAGCUUUAUCCAGUUUCUUUCUUGUGUGCUAAUCUCAAUGGUCUGGUUCACAGAUUCCUCAUUUUCUUGCCCUGCUCAUUUGGACGGUCCUGUGUUGCGGAGGGUUUGCGUGAGGGCUGGUCACAUACAGACCCGGUGAUAAAACAGGGCUGUACAGCUCUUCUCUCGAGUGCAUCCGUAGCUUAGAAAGCUUAAGUGGGAAACAGGUCUGUGCAUAAGGUCUCUUGCAAAGUUUGUAGGUUGCUUAAUUUAACUGUUGAAUGGGCUCUGAGAGGUGUAAUUAAAGAAACCAGAGCUCACCCAGCUCGUCAGACUGCCUAGGGAACUGGUCUAACGCAGUGGUUUUCAGCAGUGUUAUCUGUGGGUUACUGGGAAUCCCUGGAUCAGGACAUAUAGGUUCAGAAAUGAGCCGUCAGACUGCUACAGCACUACCUACAGGUACUUCAAAGUGUACGCCAUCACAGCGGGUGCCUGCCCUGACGGGCACUACAGCUUCCAAUAAUGACUUGGCUAGUCUCUUUGAGUGUCCUGUGUGUUUUGACUAUGUGCUGCCACCAAUUCUUCAGUGUCAGAGUGGGCACCUUGUUUGUAGCAACUGUCGCCCCAAACUUACAUGCUGCCCAACUUGCCGAGGCCCGCUGGGCUCCAUUCGUAACCUGGCUAUGGAGAAAGUUGCCAAUUCUGUACUAUUCCCAUGUAAAUAUGCCUCUUCCGGAUGCGAGAUAACUUUGCCACACACAGAGAAGGCAGACCAUGAGGAGCUGUGUGAGUUUAGGCCUUAUUCCUGUCCAUGUCCUGGUGCUUCAUGUAAAUGGCAAGGUUCUCUGGAUGCUGUAAUGCCACACCUGAUGCAUCAACAUAAGUCCAUUACAACACUUCAGGGCGAAGAUAUAGUGUUCCUUGCUACAGACAUUAAUCUUCCUGGUGCUGUUGACUGGGUUAUGAUGCAGUCUUGUUUUGGCUUUCAUUUCAUGCUAGUAUUGGAGAAACAGGAGAAAUAUGAUGGUCACCAGCAGUUCUUUGCAAUUGUACAGCUGAUAGGAACACGCAAGCAAGCAGAAAACUUUGCUUAUCGACUUGAGUUAAAUGGUCAUAGGCGGCGAUUGACUUGGGAAGCAACUCCUCGAUCUAUUCAUGAGGGAAUUGCAACAGCCAUUAUGAAUAGUGACUGUCUAGUCUUUGACACCAGCAUUGCACAGCUCUUUGCAGAAAAUGGCAAUUUAGGCAUCAAUGUAACUAUAUCCAUGUGUUGAAAUGGCAAUCAAACCUCUUCAGGCCAGUGUUUAAAACCGUUGCAUUUAAUUUAGCAGAACCUAGGGUAACCAUCUUUGACUGUCAGACAAAUUAUUUGGUAGAUGGAGGGUAGACAUAUAUGAAGGUAAAUAAAAGGAAAGGCUGUUAAAUUACAGGAAGCAGUUGCAUGUAGUAACACUAAUAUAUUUAAAAUAAGUCAACAGUAAACCACUGAAAAUAUAUAUACACCCAAAAUGGGCAUCUUUUGUAUUAAGAAUUGAUUCUACAGGAAAUGUUGUAAAAUAAUUCUAAAAACAUGUUUGUAGAUUGAUUGUACUGUUGAAAAGGAUACUGUUUCGUGUUUUUGUUUGUGUUUUUUUCCUCUCCCCUUUGACUGACAAGCCAUGUUGAGCAGUCUGGUCUCCGGCCGCUGCUUCCCCUCCUCCCCCCCACCCCCCCUUUGUAAGUCACUACAUAGUAUUGCUGCUGUUUGUGUAUAUUUUUUGUGUAUUUGCUAAUUUUUAUUAACUUCUAGUUUUUCAUUAAAUAAAUAUGACUUUCUUUUCUGUAAUUCAGGUUUUUCUCUUUUUUGUAUCUUUUUAAAAUUAAUUACAGGUGUCAUCUUUUGAUAUGCCUAAUUGCUAUGGUACAAGUUACAUUUCUGUAUGUUUGGUAAAUUUUGUCUCUUUCCAGUAGUCAAUUCAUUGGUGAUACUGUUCUUAAUUGAGCUAUUUUGUGAAUGUACUGAACUCGCAAGGAGUACUUAUGGUCAAAGAUGUAUCAGGAAAGAAAGCUCCUUUAAAAACAGGUCUAGAUGUUGUUGUACUUUGAGUUAUCUUCUACCGAAAAAGAACAAUUCUUAAGAAUUUUCUGAAUUAAAAAAAAUUCACGUUUCAAAUUUAGACAUGCUUAGAAACUUGAUUGCAUCCUUGUAUUUGUUGGUUUUGCAGUGCAAAGAAGGUAUUGUCUUACACAGUAUUUGUAAUUAUAAAACCAGACCAUUUGUUGGGUUUUGGGUUUGGUUUGUUGUUUUUUUUUUUUUUAAAGGCAGCCAGAAUGAGAUGUUUUAACUCCUUUUAUAUUUGUCAUUAAAAGAAUACCUGGCAAAUCCAAAAAAAAAAAAAAAAAAAAACCCCGAAACCAAAACCACACAACUUUAGCUCAAAGUUUGACACAUUGAUAUUCUUGCUCAGUUUCUUGUCUUCCCGUCUUUGGGUUGUUACUGUCUUGAACUGAUUUUUGUAUAUCAUUUUAGUGACAUGAUCCACAUUACAAUGCAAAUAAUCUCUCGCAGGUGUGAUUCACCAGCCCUAAGGGAUUUUGAAGGAUAUCGGGCUUUGUGCAGACUGCCUGUAUGUGAAAAUUUUCACCAUGAAUGUAUAUGGUAUUUGUGUUGCAAAACAUAGAUGCAGAGACACAAUAGAGUAAGGUGAAAAGCUGUUUCACCUCAAGCUGUUUGAAAGGAAUCUUUGUCAAACGUAGCGGUAGUGGGCAUCUGUUUGGGGAGGUAGGCUGGCUAUGAACUGCUUUUGUAACACAUUAAAAUAGUUUAUUUACUGUGCACUGUCUUUCUUAUCUGAAGUUGAUCUCUAAAGACAACUCUUGUUAUUAUUUUGAUGCAUGAUGAGGUAAGUAGUUCUACAGGUAAGGAACAUAAGAUCCAUCAGGUUUGAUUAAUAAAAUAUUACGGAAAUAGUUGGCUUCGUGUAGUGAAAGUUUCAAUUCUUAAAAUUUGGUAUUUCGGCUGUUUGAACUGUGCACAGAUCUCAUUUAAAAGAUGUACCGGUACCUUGUGACGGUAGAUAAAUGCUUCAAAAAAAUCCUGCAAUCUAGCAUUUUUUUUCCUUAUGAACGUACAACUAAUUGUUUGCAGUCUUUUAAAUUCAGCAAUUAUUUGCACCUAAUUAAGCUUGUCUGCAUUUACCUCUGGCUUAUCUUCUGGUCUUUGACAGAAACUUGGCUAAAUAUUUCAGAUAUUUUUAGAGUAAUACACUGACUCACAGUCUCACUUGCUCACUCGUGCUUGGCUGGCUUGGCCUGCUGUUAUCUGAUUUUCAGCUCUGCAGUUCGGUUAAGAGAAUCUAGUUAGGAGCCUGUGAGAACCCUCCGCAGUCUGGUGCUUGGGAUGAGAGAGGAGCAGUGCUGCGUAAGCACGCAAACUGUGUAGGACUGUUUGCUGCUGCCUGUACUUGGAAUGGUGCAACUUGCGUAGCGUCCCCGAAAGAACUGUGAAUCUUAAAACCUUGUUGCACUGAUCCACGGUCAUUUCGUUCAGGCUAGAGUGGGCUGAAGAUCAAGACUACUGGUGAAGGGGACUUCAAAACUUGCAUUCGUAAUGAGCUUUAGAAGCUAACUGGUAUGGUCAGACAGUUCUUGUCAUGUUUUACAGCUGACAAAUGCUAUAGCAUAACUAAUGUAUGCUGACUUACUGCAAUGUAAACUAAGUAAUUGUAAACAAAAACUCCAUUUGGUGUUUAAAAAAACCCCACAGUGUAAAACAUUUGAUGUCCAUCAUCAGACGGAAUGAUUAAACAAAUUAUACUUAGGUCCAGAUCCUCAAAAGUAUUAGAAGCCUGAUUCAGUGGAUCUCCUCGAAAGAGUUUGAGGAUCUGGUAAGUCAACUAUGCUCUGUUAUAUAUAAGAAAACAUACUAGAAAUCUGUACAGUUUACUACCGUAUCUAAAAUAAAUGGUGUAUUAAAGCCUGG
Molecule: messenger RNA, 4476 nt
Organism: Falco peregrinus (peregrine falcon)
Lineage: Eukaryota; Metazoa; Chordata; Aves; Falconiformes; Falconidae
Gene: SIAH1
Product: siah E3 ubiquitin protein ligase 1
Exons: 2
Coding region: 941-1789 (282 amino acids)
Biological process (GO): multicellular organism development; proteasome-mediated ubiquitin-dependent protein catabolic process
Cellular component (GO): cytoplasm
Molecular function (GO): ubiquitin protein ligase activity; ubiquitin conjugating enzyme binding; zinc ion binding
Source: RefSeq, a predicted model, not a curated record